Menidia menidia (Atlantic silverside) is the source of this 1440-nucleotide messenger RNA. The record is from the annotation of a GenBank genome assembly. Lineage: Eukaryota; Metazoa; Chordata; Actinopteri; Atheriniformes; Atherinopsidae.
UUCUCUCCUCGCUGGCAGGAGCACCGGCGGAAACAACACCCUCCAAUGUUUUCCGUAGUCAUCGUUGAUUAGCUGGUUUCAACGUAGAGUGGAUUUGUCCACACAAAGAACACGUUCAGUUGCCGUAUUUGCCUUUUGGUUUCGGGACAAAAAUGCCGCUUGAAAAUCUGGAGGAAGAGGGUCUGCCUAAGAACCCUGAUCUGAGGAUAGCACAGCUAAAGUUUCUGCUCACUAUGGAGGGACACCGACAGGAUGCUAAAGUGAAGACGGAGCUCAUGGACGCUAUCAAAGCUAACAACAUGGCGCCGUAUUACGAGCCCCUGUGUAAGGAGCUGAAGUGGCAGCUGGACAACGAGCUGCUGAGUAAAAUGAAGAAGGCCAACGAAGAGGAGCUGAAGCGUCUGGACGAUGUGAUGGAGGACGCAGAGAAGAACCUCGGAGAGAGCGAGAUACGAGACGCCAUGAUGGCCAAAGCUGAGUAUCUCAUCCGAAUUGGAGACAAGGAGGGCGCUUUGACCGCCUUCAGGAAGACCUAUGACAAAACAGUGGCCCUGGGUCACAGACUAGACAUCGUCUUCUAUCUGCUGAGGAUCGGCCUCUUCUACAUGGACAGCGACCUGAUCACACGCAAUUCGGAGAAAGCAAAAAGCCUGAUUGAGGAAGGGGGGGACUGGGACAGGAGGAAUCGUCUGAAGGUUUACCAGGGCCUCUACUGCGUGGCCAUCAGAGACUUCAAGCAGGCUGCUGAGCUCUUUCUCGACACCGUCUCCACCUUUACCUCUUAUGAGCUCAUGGACUACAAGACCUUCGUCACUUACACCGUCUAUGUGUGCAUGAUAGCCCUUGAACGGCCUGACCUCCGUGAAAAGGUGAUAAAGGGAGCAGAGAUCUUGGAGGUGCUGCACAGCCUGCCUGCUGUCCGCCAGUACCUGUUCUCCCUGUACGAGUGCCGUUACUCCGUCUUCUUCCAAUCUCUGGCCAUGGUGGAGCAGGAGAUGAAGAAGGACUGGCUCUUUGCCCCACACUACCGCCACUAUGUGAGGGAGAUGAGGAUCCAGGCCUACAGCCAGCUGCUGGAGUCCUACCGCUCCCUCACUCUGGGCUACAUGGCUGAGGCCUUUGGUGUCAGCACAGAGUUCAUUGACCAGGAACUGUCCCGAUUCAUUGCAGCUGGCCGGCUCCACUGUAAAAUCGAUAAAGUAAAUGAGAUUGUGGAAACCAACAGACCUGAUAGCAAAAACUGGCAGUACCAGGAAACCAUCAAGAAGGGCGACCUGCUGCUCAACAGAGUCCAAAAGUUGUCGAGAGUUAUUAACAUGUAACCACGGUGGCCAUUUUUAUUACAGCAAAAGAGGCUUGUGUUUUUCUUGGUAUGCCUAGACCUGUUUGUCUCACAAGGUGACUCAUAUUGUGUAUAUAAUAAAACCUGUUUACCUGCGA